GGUUGCAAAUCGGUGGCACAAGGCAGAGGACUAAUUGUUGGUCAAAGAUGGUAGAUAAUCGAAAUCAUCGGUCGCCAGCCUGGGUUCUGGUGUGGUUUACCUUGAGGUGAAGCACGACCAAUGCCAGCUCUUUUCUGAAGGGCCCCCGCGGACGACGCCAAAAACACGCGGCUCGCGCACCCGCAAUUCACCACCACCUCCACCACCGCCGGGUGCCGCAUGACGUCUCGUCUGCCCCUGCCGAACCGACGGUUACACACGACUUAACAACGAGGAUGAAUGAGAAGUUGUGGUCAACAUCUUCGCAACCAUGUAUUGCCAGAACUGCCGCACGCCUCUCAAACUGGACGGCUCUCUCGAGUCGCUCAAUCCCGCUGCCUUUGACCUGCUAGUCGGCUCUACGGGUAAAUCCGUCCCAGAACAUGGCGCCCACUCUUCAUCCAAGCCGAGCUACCCGCAAGAACGACGGGAGCUCUACGACCGGGUGUCCAAGCAAUCCACGGCCCCCGUGUACAACCGAAGAUCCAUCCCCCCUCCGCGGCAGGCGGCUCGCAAUCAACCCCAUCCUGCGAGACUCGGUCGCGGCGAUAGCGGGAACAUGUCGUUCGUGAUGCUCACCGAGUCGCAAGUCGGACCGCCUCACGGGAUGAUCCCCGGGACGAAUGGGAACGGCGACGGCUCGUCACACGGCAUCAGGCCCGGCGGCAACCCUGCAAACCAUGACCAUAGUCGAGGAGACAUCGACGACGGGUCGUUUGCAGACCAGGUCGAACGAACCGCCCGGCUGUUUGACAUCAUCUCCGCCCGUUCGGACAUUGAUCACCCUAUCUGUCUGGAAUGUACCGAUCUCCUAGUGGAGGGGAUGGAGAAACGGCUGGCAGACGCGAAGAAAGAGCGAGAUGCAUAUAGCUCUUUUCUGCGCGAUCUCAAGUCCUCGGUCCCGACGACGGAGGAGCUGGACGCCGCGCAGCAGUCUCUACAGGAGACGCUGGCUGCGGAGGAGGCUGCCUUUGCGGAGCUUGUGGCCCUCGAGAAGGAAAAGGCCGCCUUAGAUGAGGAGAUCGCCGGGCUGGAGGAUGAAUCCCGUCAGCUGGAUCUUGAGGAAGAGAAGUUCUGGCGGGAUCGCAAUGCCUUCGCCCUCACGCUUUCCGAGUUCCAGAACGAACGCGAUGCGCUGAACAUGAAGUAUGACCAUGAUUCCCGGCAGCUGGAGAGGCUACAGAGGACGAAUGUCUACAAUGAUGCUUUCUGCAUCGGGCACGAUGGCUACUUCGGCACAAUCAACGGGUUGCGACUCGGUCGCUUGGCUAACCCGUCGGUCGACUGGCCAGAGAUCAACGCUGCUUGGGGACAGACGGCUCUGCUGCUGGCGACCAUUGCUAGCAAGCUGGGGUUUCAAUUCCAGGGGUAUCAAAUCAAGCCGAUGGGCUCGAUGUCUCGGAUUGACCGACUCGAACCGUCCCGAACAUCUCCGGCUCAAUCCGUGAUCGGUGGAGGCAACCCAGGGGCAUCGAUGGCGCAUAAGGUCACCACGCUGGACCUGUUCUCGUCGGGCGAGCUGCCGCUGAACCUGCCGUGGCUUCACCGCCGGUUUGACGCCGGAAUGGUGGCUUUUCUGGAAUGUCUACGUCAACUGGGCGAGUUUGUGGAGAAGACUCCGGUGCCGGCGGCCUCGAAUCGGCGAGGUCACACGGCCACCGCGGUGACCGGUCUGAAGCUGCCAUAUGAGAUCAAAAAGGACCGGAUUGGCGAUGCGAGCAUCAAGCUUGGGUUCAACCAGAACGAUGAGACUUGGACGCGUGCUUGGUCUUCGGUGCUGCGUUUAGGCUCAAUCUUAUUCUGCCUUGCGUUGUACUCCAGUAGCACCACCGUGAGCGAGCGUUGCACCCAUUACGAAUUGGCAAGUGAUCAGCACCACCGCGCAGUAGUCAGGCUCCAUCGACCGUUUACUAUUCUAAAGUCUAUGUCUCUGGCCAACGGCCAGAUCGCGCGGGAUGUCCUCCUCGAUAGGUAAAAGAAAAGCGCUCGACGCAAGCUCCGGUGAGAGAAGGAGAAAAGGAAUUUCCCAGCAGAAAGGAGGAUCAACAAAAAAGCCGGUUUGGAUCGAAGAGAGGGUUUGUCCGUAACAGGGAUACGCAGUGGGCCGCUGCAUGGCUGAUAACUUUUUCUCUGAAUGUUAUUCUUGGGACUGGCUGCUGGCUGCUGGCUGCCUUGGUCGAGCAAUGUGAGGAAGGACGGGAGAUCGUCCUCUAGUCUGCUUGCCUGCCUGACACAUUUGAUCUGUAGCGACUCGCGAGACAAGAGUUUCUUUGUCUGGAUA
Aspergillus brunneoviolaceus CBS 621.78 is the source of this 2320-nucleotide messenger RNA. Its product is annotated as beclin 1. Bases 311 to 2014 code for a protein of 567 amino acids. Gene Ontology annotation, biological process: cellular response to nitrogen starvation; autophagosome assembly; late endosome to vacuole transport. The transcript has 4 exons. Gene Ontology annotation, cellular component: phagophore assembly site; phosphatidylinositol 3-kinase complex, class III, type I; phosphatidylinositol 3-kinase complex, class III, type II. Lineage: Eukaryota; Fungi; Ascomycota; Eurotiomycetes; Eurotiales; Aspergillaceae. The record is from RefSeq and is a predicted model, not a curated record.